Messenger RNA from Aedes albopictus (Asian tiger mosquito), 2189 nucleotides. RefSeq names its product O-acyltransferase like protein-like. The record is from RefSeq and is a predicted model, not a curated record. Gene Ontology annotation, cellular component: membrane. The transcript has 11 exons. NCBI's taxonomy places the organism in Eukaryota, Metazoa, Arthropoda, Insecta, Diptera, Culicidae. Gene Ontology annotation, molecular function: acyltransferase activity, transferring groups other than amino-acyl groups. The coding region runs from base 87 to 2045 and encodes 652 amino acids.
AGUCUAUGGCGGGCUCUUUAGUGAGCAACAUGUCCAAGGUGUGCGGGCAAUAGCAAAGCUGAACGUUUUAUUUAUACAAGAAAAAAAUGUUUCCACGCUACAUUGUCGUUGCCUUGAUCGCGGUGGGUGUUAAAAUUUUCGCUACCGGUUCGUUCUCCAAAGAAGUGAAACAACCGAACGUGCCGUGGAAAACGCUGCCCCAGCUGUACGACUACGAUGACUUCGAUGAGUGUCGGCGCAGAAACCCGAACUUUCGGUACAGUGUUGUUAGGGCUCAAAUUGUGGAGAAUAGCAGCUCGCUGCAGUGGCAACAAAUCAAAGAAUACUCUGAAAACCCCCGGCACUAUCAACGGGACACUUUGGAAAUUGGCAUUUGUUUAGAUCGCUGCCCAUUGGUUUACAGCGUUGAAACAAGUGCUGAACAGCAAGCGAAACCAUGCGCUGCCAAUCGAGUUUGGACAAACUACCAACUAAACACCAGCAUUGACACGUGGAUAAGUAUUUCUGCAGAUGACUUCAAUCAACCGAAUGGGGCUCUGGAAACGGUGUUUAGCUUCUUGGUCGUGUUGCUUUUGGUAUUAAUAGUAACUUGCACUAUUGUGGACUCUGAGAGCCUCACUAUAAGUAGAAAUAACGAAAAGGACCACGGAAUAUGUGGUUUUAGGAAAGCUGAAUUCCUGCCAAUUAUCCAAGCAUUUUCCCUGUUAGAGAACUUGAAAAAGCUCGGAUCACUCAACUCCAGAUCUCGAAAAGACCUUCUCUUCCUGGACGGUGCUCGCGUCACGACCAUGCUGAUAAUUCUUCUAUGUCACGCGUCCAUACCAAUGAUUCGUAUCCCACUGAAGAACCCAGAACGAAUGGAACAACAGUUCGAAAGUUUUUGGUUUCCGAUUGCCAUGGCGGGGAAUACUUACUUGGUGCAGAUGUUUUUCGUUAUUGGCGGAGUGGUGCUGUCGGUCAAUUUUAUGGAUCAUAUAAAAUCGAAUCCCCAGUUCAAACUGUGGUACUUGAUGGAUAGAAUCGUCAAUCGAUUUGUUCGAAUUUUACCGGUUUAUGCGUUCGUUAUACUCUUCCAGGUAUCCUGGUAUCCGAGACUGAAAGACGGUCCAAUGGCUGACAGGUAUGAAGAUCACUGUAAGGAAAAUUGGUGGACGAAUUUACUAUUUGUCAACAAUUACAUCAACACUAGAGAUCCGUGUUUGCAGUUCACUUGGUACCUUGGAGCAGAUUUCCAAUUGUUUUUAGUUGGAACGAUGAUACUGAUGCUUAUUUGGAGGUUUCCAAGAAUCAUAACAGGACUAUUUUACUUUAUGGUGGUGUUUGCUGUACUAGUUCCUGCUGCUGUGAUCUAUUAUUACAACUUAGAUGCAACUGUCAUGAUGAUUGUGAGACACGUGAUUGCCGAAAUACGAAAUCUUGAGUAUUACCUCAAAGUUUAUGUUACUUUUGAAAGCAAUGCCGGAAACUACUUCUUCGGUAUGAUUACAGGGAUUGUGUACCACAAAUUUAUCGCAACGGGAAGAUCUUUGGAGAGCGUAAAGCAUUUUUAUAAAAUGUUCUUGUCAGUAGCCUUAUUUUUCAUUAGCAUGAAUGGCAUGACCGUGUUUCUACCACGGGAUCACCUUCCAGAGCGAUCGUUACUUCUCGCCAUCUACGGAUCGCUCCUGAAAACGUCUUGGGGUCUUCUAGCAUGCUUCCUGAUAUUCUACCUUACAUUCCAUCCCGGAAAUCUCGUUGCAUCGUUCCUUCAGCAUCCAAUCAUGUUGGUGGCAUCCAAACUAACCUACUGUGCGUACGUCGUCCAGUACACCGUUGUUUAUGCGAUUUACCGCAAUGUUACUUCUCCACUAAUGAGCAGCACUUUUAACACGAUAUUAUUUACAUCCGCUGUGCUGUUCGUCACACUCCUCAUGGGCUUCCUGCUUCAUGUUUGCAUCGAGCAGCCUUUCAUGACAUUAUGCAAACCACUACUCGCGCCGAAGCGUACAAACUCACCGGUUACACCGACUAAAGAGCCUCCAAUCGCACAAAGGGGGAAAGACUGAUUCUAAAUGUUUAGGUAAAUGAUAAGGUGAUAAAGACGUAAAAGCUAAAACAAAUGUGUGUACACAAAAAUAAUCGAAAGAAAAUUCCCUUUUGCAUACUUUAUCACAGCUGGGGUGACAACGAGUUGUUGAGUUGAAUGUUAA